AUGCACUCCUUACCUGAAUUUCGGUCGCUAAAGGCAAAAAUUCGCGUGUUAUGCAAGCAGCGUCGUCUUCGAUUAGAAGAAUUCAUGAAGACUUUUGACAUUCAUCGAGUAAAGCGGAUCAAGUCAGAGCAGUUUAAGCGUGCAUUGGAUGUGUGUGGCCUGCAUCUAUCUGCAAUUGAGAUCAAUCUGCUUAUUGCCAAAUACCAAAUUGCAGACGAUCCAUCGUUUGUGGACUAUCAGCGUUUUUGCGAUCUCAUAGACAAGGUGUUUACCGUUAAAAGGCUUGAAGCUAAGCCAACCUUUCAGCCGAGUCAUCCGUCUGACUCUGAGACCGUAAAAUUAGAUAUUCCGAAGCCGCUUACACUGGCUGAAGAGACCACACUCGCUGUCGUCAAGCAAAAGCUGAUGACAGCAGUCAUGAAUAAAGGAAUCGUACUGAAAGAUGUAUUUCGUGAUUUUGAUCGCAGCAAUGCUGGGAAGGUGACUCGGUCACAGUUUGUGAGAAAUAUUUCUGACAUCGUCAUACUGUCACCCAAAGAAACGAAUAUUCUUCUUGAAGCUUAUGGCGACAAUUUAGACGUGCGUUAUCGUGCGCUUCACUAUGACAUUUGUCCGGGUGCAUCGAAUGCUGACUUCAAAGUAGCUGCUUCUUUGUCGCCUGAUAGACGUCGCUUGCCCUCCACAGCAGCAGCUCACCACUCAGUUGGCAUACAAGAGCUGGAGGCUGAGCUUUUUAAUGUUGUCUUGCGUGAUCGCAUUCGAACGAAAAACUUCUUCACCGACUUUGAUCCGCUGCGGGCAGGCAAGUGCACUGAAGCUCAAUUUCGUCGCUGUGUCAAGCUGUGCUUUCCUUUCCUCAGUGAGAGCGACUUCGCCUUAUUGGUUGAGAAGUACGGAAUCAUGCAUUCGCUAGAUACUUUUAAAGUGGAUUACGUUCGAUUCUGCAACUCUAUUGAAGGUAAAAAGAGUUCUCAAGACAACAACUUUGACGAUAUUCUUGAUUCACUUCCUACGGCUUCAACCCACAUGGGUGGCAAAUGCUCACGCAAAUUACGUGCCUCCUUGAGUGACGACGACAAAGUGGUUUACCAGGACAUGAUGCAGCGUCUGCAUACGCUCUACACGACGCGUCGAAUGCUUCUCAAACCUAGUUUUCAAGACUUUGACAAAGGUCGACGGGAACACAUUACCGUCGACCAAUUUUUGCGUGUCAUGGCCAUGUUCAAGCUCACGUUCAAGGAUGAGAAUGAAAAAUCUGUAAUUUUACGACGUUAUUCGAGCGCUUAUGGGGAACGUUUUAUAAAUUAUAUCACGUUUUGUCACGAUUUGGAGCACUGGGUAGAUGAAGACGAUAAUCAGCGUUUAGCAAGCCGUCCGUCUUCACGUGGUGGCAUUGUAUCGGAGAUUAUUGCACCAUCCAAGCUCUGUACCGACACGUCUGCAGAUACCACAGGGAUUACUCGCGUACGGUCCAUUGCGAUGCUUAUGCGCUUUAUCAAGCAGACUGUUAAACGCGAUCGAAUUCGUAUGGAUGAAUUUUUUCGUGAUUUCGACAAACUUCGCCAUGGUAAAAUCACACUUGCUCAAUUCUGCGCAGGGUUAAAUAGUGCAGGCUUGCAUUUAUCGGGUGAAGAGAUGACUAUGUUGAGUAAUGAAUAUGCGUGGAAAGAGGCUGAUAGGGCGGGAAGCCACUGGAUUGCGUGGAGAACCUUUGUGAAUGAUAUUGAGAGUGUUUUUACGGUAAAUGGAUUAGAAAAGACUCCAAAUUAUGAUUUAACAACGUUAGAGUCUCGUGAAGGACAGUUAAAUGGUGUUGUAGAUCUUACAGUGGAUGAUGAAGAAGAAGUAAAGCGAAUUUUAAUGACGAUGAAACGUGCGAUCGAUCGUCAGCGGAUGGAUAUCAAACCUACGUUUGAAGACUUUGAUCGGUCUAAACAGGGAUUUAUCUCCGCAGCCAAGUUUGAACGGGUGUUGUCCAUGUUAAAAUUGCUGCCAGCACGAGCAUCCGAAUUGCGGCUUUUGGUGGUCAAAUUUCGUGAACAAGUCCCGAAUGGCUCGACAUCAAUGCUUAGUUCUAUUUGUGAUGUCAAUUAUCGAGCAUUUUUUCAGGCCCUUGAUAUAGUUGGGGGGUCAAUGAAUGCUACCAGUGAAGCCAUUCGAAAAGUAAAACUUCCUGGUAGUGUUGCUUUUCGACACGAAUUGUACCAAAAUGGAGUUACAAAUGAUGCGUACAAGCGCCAAAGUCGAGGGAUGCAUGAAGAAGCUGCAGAUUUAUCGCAACUUUUAGCCGAAAUACGACGUCAACUUAGUAUCAAGCGAAUACGCUUGAAAGAGUUUCUCGUGGAAGGCGAUAAGCUGCGGUCUGGAGAAAUUACUGUCGCGAAGUUUCAUACUGCACUUAAUCGAAGUGGAUGUGUGUUAGAUGCAGCCGAUUUACUUACAUUGACUUCACACUUUCGCUCUGAACGCUAUCCAGAUAAGAUUGAUUGGAGAACCUUUUUAGAGGCAAUUGAUCUCUCUCAUGGCGUAAAUAUAAUAAAUGAUCAAGUUUGUCAAGACAGUAUGGAGGAUUCUGUGAAGAAUAUCCUUGAACGACUUCGGGCUGAAAUUAUCCGCCGCCGUCUUCAUUUGAAACCCUAUUUUAAAGAUUACGACCCCAAUAAUGUCAAACAUGUCACUCAGUUUCAAUUUGCUGCUGUUCUUGACAUGAUGCAAAUGUCUCUUAAGCCUGCGGAGAUUAAGAUACUAAUGCAUCAUUUUAAUCACCGUGACGGUCGCAAAUCCACGAACGAUAUUAACUAUCUCGCUUUUGUUCAUGCUGUCGAAUCGGAUUACUCUAAAACACCAAUGUAG
Messenger RNA from Plasmopara halstedii, 2853 nucleotides. RefSeq names its product ef hand family protein. Lineage: Eukaryota; Oomycota; Peronosporomycetes; Peronosporales; Peronosporaceae. Gene Ontology annotation, molecular function: calcium ion binding. The transcript has a single exon. The record is from RefSeq and is a predicted model, not a curated record. Bases 1 to 2853 code for a protein of 950 amino acids.